UGUUUACCUUUGCAAGAGAGAAUUCAAUUGUCAAAAUUUUUAAGGUUAUGUUUUAAAGUGACUCAAACAAUAUUAAAAAAAUUUCAAUAGAAACCCCUUAAAUAAAUAGUAUUCCAUCAUAAUUUUCUAAAUUACAACUUUAGGGGCAAAAAUCAUGCCGGCAUACCAUUCGAGUUUCCUGGAACCUACCCAAGUAAUAGGGAACACCGCAAUCCUCCCUUUCAAGACGAAAGUGCGCGGACCGGCGCCCCAAAUCAUCACCGACGAACAAGACAUAAUUGAUGAAACUCUAUAUUUCUUCAAAGCCAACGUUUUCUUCCGCACCUACGAAAUCAAGAGCGAAUCAGACAGGCUCCUAAUUUACAUAACUUUGUACAUAACCGAGUGUUUGAAGAAGUUGCAGAGAUGCAGCAACAAAAACCAGGCCCAAAACGAAAUGUACAGCUUGGCGAUUUCACGAUUCGACAUUCCUGGUGAACCAGGCUUUCCCCUAAAUUCGGUCUACAGCAAGCCGCAAAAUUCGUCAGAAGCUGAACUGCUUCGCUCGUAUUUCACCCAAUUACGACAAGAAGUCGGUCUGAGGGUCGUCGAGAAGGUUUUCGGCGAGGACGGCAAACCAAGCAAGUGGUGGUUGUGUUUUGCCAAAAAGAAGUUCAUGGAUAAAAGUCUCAGUGGUCCUGGACAAUAGUUUUUUAAGGUUUUUUUAUAUGCUUUCAUUUAAUUAUUAAAUUACUAAAAUUAU
Aethina tumida (small hive beetle) is the source of this 742-nucleotide messenger RNA. RefSeq names its product actin-related protein 2/3 complex subunit 3 (gene Arpc3A). The record is from RefSeq and is a predicted model, not a curated record. Gene Ontology annotation, cellular component: cytoskeleton; Arp2/3 protein complex. The transcript is spliced from 4 exons. Gene Ontology annotation, molecular function: actin filament binding. Gene Ontology annotation, biological process: regulation of actin filament polymerization; Arp2/3 complex-mediated actin nucleation. The coding region runs from base 155 to 688 and encodes 177 amino acids. NCBI's taxonomy places the organism in Eukaryota, Metazoa, Arthropoda, Insecta, Coleoptera, Nitidulidae.